AUGCUUAGGGGCGCCGCCAAGCUAACAAAAGAGGACAUCGAAAAAGUUUUCUCACUGUACGAUCGGGAUAAUAGUGGCUCAAUAGAAAACGAAGAGCUUAAAGGAUUUCUGAAGGAUCUGCUUGAGUUGGUGAAGAAGGAUGACUAUGAUGCUCAAGAUUUGAAGGCCUUCGAGGAGACCAUAUUGCGUGGCGUAGGUUACGAUAAAGAUGGUAAAAUCUCACGCAAAGAACUGACAAUGAUUCUGCUGACUUUAGCCAAAAUGCCACCAGAGGAUGAACAAUAAAUUUUUAGCGCACACAACACUAACAGCAACAACAACAACAUAACAAAUAAAAAGAAUUUGUCAAAUAAAAAAAUUUGAAUGUAGUGUGAAAAUAAAAUAUAAAACUUAA
Molecule: messenger RNA, 394 nt
Organism: Anastrepha obliqua
Lineage: Eukaryota; Metazoa; Arthropoda; Insecta; Diptera; Tephritidae
Gene: Cbp53E
Product: calbindin-32
Exons: 4
Coding region: 1-285 (94 amino acids)
Biological process (GO): regulation of long-term synaptic potentiation; regulation of presynaptic cytosolic calcium ion concentration
Cellular component (GO): nucleus; terminal bouton; cytosol
Molecular function (GO): calcium ion binding
Source: RefSeq, a predicted model, not a curated record